Messenger RNA from Nymphalis io (European peacock), 2315 nucleotides. RefSeq names its product exonuclease 3'-5' domain-containing protein 2 (gene Exd2). Gene Ontology annotation, molecular function: nucleic acid binding; 3'-5' exonuclease activity. Gene Ontology annotation, biological process: nucleobase-containing compound metabolic process. The coding region runs from base 128 to 1651 and encodes 507 amino acids. Lineage: Eukaryota; Metazoa; Arthropoda; Insecta; Lepidoptera; Nymphalidae. The record is from RefSeq and is a predicted model, not a curated record. Gene Ontology annotation, cellular component: cytoplasm; nucleus. The transcript has 9 exons.
UCCACACAUUAUCACAGAACACUGCAUCUUUUUUUUUCGUACUGUGUAUUGCUGUUGGCCCUACUGGCCUCUAAAGCGUCACCGGGCGGGAGCAUCGUAUUUACCUAUCGAAUUGGAAUAUGUUUUUAUGAAAUUUAGUGCUAACAUAAUAUUAUUGUUUAAAAUGAAUACUCCUUCAAAGUUCCAACUCGGCCUCACCUCAGCUAUAGCACUGGGUUUUGCUGGUAUUACAUACCUCGUUUUAAAGCAGGCUUUAAAAUUGAAAAACCCAUCUCGUACAAUAGAUUAUUUAGUUAUCAAAACUAUAACAUCUGAAGAAUCUUGUGAGGAAAUAGUGCAAGAAUUACGAAGACGCUGUACUCAACAUCAUGCUAUUGGCUUUGAUUGUGAAUGGGUCUCAGAGCAAAGGAUAAGACAUCCUGUUGCUUUGUUACAACUUUCUACUUAUGAUGGAUAUUGUGCUCUAUUUAGACUUAGCCACAUGAAGUCUAUUCCUAAGCCUCUAAAGGAACUCUUAGAAGAUAAAAGUAUAUACAAAGUUGGUGUGGCUCCAGGGGAUGAUGCAAUGUACCUAGCAAUGGACUACUCAGUUUAUAUGAAGAGCACAUUGGAUAUAAGGCAUAUAGUGGAAUUAUGCAGACAUAAUACAGGUGGUCUGGCUUUUUUAGCUAAGAUGUUCCUGGGUGUAGUAUUGGAUAAGAAUAGGAGGAUCCGAUGCAGUAAUUGGGGUGCAGAUGAGCUAACAGAAAGACAAAUAAAAUAUGCAGCCUUGGACGCUCAUGUUGCUAUAAGAAUAUUCGUGAAAGUUGUCAACGACUACCACAAAAGUCCAUAUUUAUUAUUGUGGAAUAGAUAUAAUAAUGACCAUUGGAAUAAAAUACAUCAGAUCUGUUCAAAGUAUUCAGAUAAAUGUUACAGAAAUAAGCAGAUAGUAAAAAAAAAAGCCACAGAAUAUAAAGAAAAAAACACCAAGGCAACUAAGGAAGUAUUCAACAAAAAAUAUUCAAAUUCAACUCGCUCAAAGCCCUUGUAUCAUAACUGUUUCCUUCAAGCACCGGACGGCGAGAUACUCUGUACUUGUGAUAAUAAAAAGGCUGUAUGGUAUGUCGAAAAAGAACUAGCAGAUAUAGUAAGCGAAGAUCCGUUAACGGUGCGCCUGCGCUUCGAGCCCGCGGGACGCUCCGUGGGCGACGUCGGCCGAUACUACCAGCUGACUAAAGAGAACAAAUGUGUUGUUUGCGGGGUUAAAGAUUCGUACAUAAGAAAAAACGUCGUGCCUAGAGAAUAUAGGAAAUAUUUUCCUGAGAUAAUGAAAGAUCAUUCGUCUCACGACGUUGUACUGUUGUGUGUGGAGUGUCAUCAGACAAGCAACAUGCGCGACCAGCCCGUGCGCGAGAGUCUCGCCAGACGCUGCUCCGCGCCGCUCGCUGCGCACGACGCCGGCAAGUUCUUGGAGGACAAGGACAGCAAAAAAAUUCGUUCAGCUGCUCGCGCUUUGCUCUAUCAGUCCAAAAAGCACGUGUUGCCCGAAGCGCGUCGUAAGGAGUUGGAGUCUAUCAUACUGCAGUACUAUAUUCAACAUGACGAGAUCACACAGGAUCUGCUACAAGAAGCGGCUCUAUUACAAGUAACGAAGCUAUGGAAGAAUUAGAUGAAAGACAUUACAUCAUAUCAUAUCCACGACCUGCGCAAGUACAUAUAAUAUGCAAGCGGGAAGAUUCUCUUAGACUAAACGGAAUUUUUUUGGCUAUUAUUCCUGUGGACUGUAAUUUACACGCAGGACGAUUUAUAAUUAGCAACACCGAAAACAAAAUUGCAGGCCAGGUCUCUUAAAAUUUUGGAUAUAAACUUCAAAAACAUACCACAGCGAAAAAGUGCAGACUACAUUAGCUUGAAAUCUAUUGAUCUUAGAAACCUGCAUUCUAUUCAGAACAAAGUCAUGUUGCAACCGAAAUUAUAGUUGGAACGUAUUCCCUCAACAUUUUAUCAUACGACGAUACCAUUUUAUAUCACCUUAUUGAGUAUACUUGCAUUUACUAUUGCUAUUUUAUUACGACGAUACAACAAUCUUUGCUGCAAGUAUAAAGCUAAUAAUGUGAUUGAAAUGAAGCCAAAUACUGAGAUAAAAUGUCAAGAACGGUUUCCAGCAUCAUUUUAUCACGCAGUUCUCAAAUAGUUGCUGAUUUUGGGGUGGAGGAGUUACAUAGCAUAGUUUGUAGUAUAGUGCAAGCAUAACGAUACACGGAUGACAUAAGGCGCAGCGUCAGCAAUUGCGUCACCCGGCAAUAGGACACCUUUCACCAGUUUUUCACAGU